AUGCGUGACACGUCGUUUCAAAUAAAUGGCAGGGUGGACUUGGACGAAUUGUGGCGCUGGGCCGAGGACGAGUUGGAAUCGUUAUGGGAACAGGAGAAAGCCAUCGUGGCAUCACUGCCGGAGAAACACCGACAUGUCCUCUAUUCGCGACUCAGUCUCGUCUAUCUGCGCUACAUUGUCGUCGCCCGGAAGCUGGACGUCUGCUUUCGCAACAUGUUGCACGUCCAGAAGCGACGCGAUAUCAGCACCAUCAUAAGGGCCGUCCUGGGCCGAGUGGUCGAGCUGAAAAACGAAUUGGCCACACUGGAAUUUAACGAAACGCCAUUCAUCGGAGUCGCACUGGCCCAAUUGAAAAUGUCCCCCGAACAAACUGAUCCGCCGUUGACGCUGUUCGUCAAUGGAGAUCGAGACGGAAACGCUUCCGUCCGUUCGGCUAGCGAAACGGACCGCAAACAGCUGGUCCAGCGAGUGCUGCUCAAGUCGGAGCGCAAUCCGCGUCGACAACUGAGCGCCGACAGCGCGUCCAUGACGUGGGAUGAAGCCGUGGCUCUGAUUCAAAUUCACGAACGAGCUCGUCAGGGCCGCCUGCGUUUCAACUUGAUGAAGCAAAUCCGCCAGCAGAAAAUGGUGACCGGGCGCGGCUUGCAUAAGCUCAAACCCGCUAUGAACACCUACACGGCCGCCAUCAAAAUCCAAAACGCCUGGCGCAGCUUCUUAGCGCUCAAACGCGUCCGUCAAAUGCGCCAUCAAGAAAUGGUGUUCCUCGGAAUGGUCCCCAAGAACUACAAAGAGAAUCCGGAGAUCACGCGAGCGAAAGAACUGGAGACAAUGCGAACGCUGAAGCAAACGGAACUCGAAGCGCAAUAUCAAAUCGAGUUGGCAACGCUUCGCGAUCGCCAAAGAGACAAAGAUGGAGUGGCCAUCAGAGAAAGUUUCUUAGAGCAAAUUCGACGCUGGUACAUCGAUCAUCGCGAGCAAAGCGGCAAAUUUCCUGACCUUCCAGCAGAGGAGGAAGGAGGAUCCAAACUCAUUUACAAUACGGCCGACCGGCCCGUCGAAACGCCCGUCCCCGUCGUGGUGAAAAAAAAAGUAACAGCACCGCCUAUGGCUAAGACAUCGAGCAGCAUGAAACGGGCAGAAGAGGACAGGCCAAAAGGUGUCGACAUGACACCGUCGCAAUGGCUGGAAAAAAUCGUCCACGAAAAUCAGAAAUAUUACGACGUUUGGAGGGAUCGUGCGGAGACGGGUGGGAUCGGAUGGGACCUGGAGCUUCUCAGGGCGCAAGUAUCUGAAGAGUUGGACGACGAGAUGCGACUUGAAGCGGAUAUCCAGGCUCGCUACGAGCUGGAUCGUUUGAAAUCGGCUUACGAUCGCGACCGCGGGCGCAAGAGCAAAGGUAAGAGGAAGACGGCCCGAAAAGCGGCCAAGAAAUCCAAGAGAGGUCGCAAAGAGAAGGAUCUGACUCCCGACCGAACGCUCGAGUCUCUUGUGGAAGAGCUGGUCCAAGUCGGCAUCAUCCGCUCCUAUCCGAAAGCAAACAUUCAAGAUUUCCUGGGUUCUGUCUCUGUUGUCGAUCCACUCAGUCGGAAAUGGAAGCGCGACACAUUUCCCGGACUGGGAGACAUCCGCUGCGCUUUGAUCGAGUAUUGCAUUCUAACCCUUGGAUCGGAAGAGAUCCGGAAGAGGACGCCAUUGACUCGUUCCGUCUUGUUAGCCGGACCGCAUGGUUCGGGUAAAAGCUUUUUAAUGCACGCUAUAUGUAACCACACUGGUGCCACUUUAUUCGACAUGAGCAACUCUUCGUUGAUGGGCCGCUAUCCGGGGAAGGCCGGCAUGACCAUGCUUAUCCAUUUGAUCACUAAAGUUUCUAGACUGUUGCAACCAUCCGUAAUCGUUAUCGAAGACGUCGACCGUCUAUUUAUGAAGAAAUCGGUGCGCAUGGAACGAUGGGACAUGCGCCGUAUGAGGAAGGAAUUGCCAAAGAUUUUGAGAGCCAUCGGACCUGAGGAUCGCGUCCUCCUUGUCGGAACUUCGUCCACUCCGUGGGAAUGCGAUCAACGAAAUUUGUCGCAAGUGUUCCAGCGGAUGAUUGGCAUACCCCCACCGGAUUACGGCACCCGUUUUACCAUGUGGGACUAUUUUAUCCGUCAAGCGACGCGCUCAUGUCAAUACACAACGACUCCUGCGGAAUUGACGAAUCUGGCACGGAUUUCCGACUCGUACACGCCCGGCUCCAUUGCACGAUCAGUUUCUGAAAUAUUGAGCGAACGACGGAAACAGCUGUUGCCACGUCAGAUGCUGAAAGCGGACGAGUUCGUGUCGGCGCUGGCCCGCUGCGAACCCAUUUACAAGGAGGAUGAAGAGAAUUUGAGAAUGUGGUACGCCAAAACGCCUUGUCGACGGAAGCGCCACCGCAACGCCGAAACCGAAGAGGACGAGUUCUUGGCCGGCAACAGCAACGUCAAGGAGAAGAAGAAAAAGAAAAAGAAGAAAAAGGGAUCGAAAAAAAUGGGCGUCAAAUCUUCCAAGGUCAAGAAGAAGAGCAAAUAACUUUAAACGUGUUCUACCUCCAACUUCAAAAACGAGGGGAAUGGCUCGAAAAAACAAAAGCAAAAACUAUACCCUCGAUUGAUAUUUAUGCAAAUUCAGUAAAGAAAAACAAAUUCAUCUUUUGUUUUGUUUGCUCACCCUGCCUUUUCGUUGUCGACCAAAGGUCGCAUAUGGUCAUUCGUCACACACUUGUGUUCAAACUCUCGACGACUGUGGAUGGAUACUUUGUUAAUGUCAUUCAUAGACACUUUGGAUUUCAAUACAGAUUUACUUUAAUUUAA
This is a messenger RNA of Daphnia carinata, 2831 nucleotides long. Its product is annotated as dynein regulatory complex protein 11-like. Lineage: Eukaryota; Metazoa; Arthropoda; Branchiopoda; Diplostraca; Daphniidae. Gene Ontology annotation, molecular function: ATP binding; protein binding; ATP hydrolysis activity. The record is from RefSeq and is a predicted model, not a curated record.